Molecule: messenger RNA, 255 nt
Organism: Grosmannia clavigera kw1407
Lineage: Eukaryota; Fungi; Ascomycota; Sordariomycetes; Ophiostomatales; Ophiostomataceae
Product: mitochondrial distribution/morphology protein
Exons: 4
Coding region: 1-255 (84 amino acids)
Source: RefSeq, a predicted model, not a curated record
AUGGCGGCGUCACUUGCACCCGAGUGCAACGAAAUGAAGGAGAAAUACGACACAUGCUUCCUGAAGUGGUACAGCGAAGAGUUUCUUAAGAAAAGCUCGACGUCAACCGAGAGCAAGGACAAGUGUGACGGUCUCUUUAAAGACUACCAGAAAUGCCUACAGGUGGCUUUGAAGCAGAAGGGGAUCGACAAGCUGGUCGAAGAGGCAAGGGAAGACCAGAAGGAGAAUGACCACGUCUACAUGGGACGAAAAUGA